CCUUGACCUUUUUUUACGUUUCCCUUUGUUCCCCACUCCCACCCUUUCCGCCCACCCCCUCGUCCAAUCUGGACCAGGCUGCGGACCGUCUUAUCAUUCCGCUACUUGGGGCUCUCCUCGCGCCGGUGCGCUCGUUCCUGAGUUGUCCCGGAGUGACGAGACGCCACCUCUCCGUACUCCCGGACCAUGGCGUUGGAGGUGCAACCGCCCAGCGAUCGCAAGCGGGUGAAAGUUUACGAACUCAGAGAUAAUGACUGGUUUGAUCGUGGGACGGGUUUCUGCACCGGGCAGAUCCUAGACGAUGAGCCGCGAAUAUUUGUCGAGUCGGAGGAUGAGCCCAAUCGGGUGCUCCUGGAGACGAAAAUCUCCAAGGAUGAUGGCUAUCAGAAGCAACAAGAAACCUUGAUCGUAUGGACGGAACCCAAUGGGACGGACAUGGCACUCAGUUUCCAGGAGGCGGAGGGGUGCGCCGUGAUCUGGAACUUUGUCAACAAUGUCCAGCAGCAUCUUCUCAGUAUGGCGCCAGGAGAAGAUGCACUAUCGGACGACAUCGACUACCAGCCGAUCAUUCUGCCUCCCGCCGAGCUCGGAAAUCUGCCGGAGAUUGACCACGUCAUGAGAGCCGCCAGCAUCACCCAGGCUGGGCGCGACGCGCUGUCGAAGUUCGUAAUUCGGGAGGAAUACAUCCAGAAGCUGAUCCCGUUGGUCACCGUGGCGGAGGAUCUCGAGAGUCUCACCGAUCUGCAUCGCCUCUGCAAUAUAAUGAAGUCGCUCAUCCUUCUCAACGACAACACCAUCAUUGAGACCGUGGUCACCGAUUCCAUCAUCAUCGGAGUGGUCGGGGCAUUGGAAUAUGAUCCUGAGUUCCCGACUCACAAAGCCAACCACCGGAUGUACCUCGCAGACCAGUCGCGCUACAAGGAAGUCGUGCCCAUCAAGGAUCCGCUGAUCCGUCGCAAGAUCCGUUGCACCUGGCGCUUGCAAUACCUCAAGGAUGUUGUUCUGGCCCGAAUCUUGGAUGACCCGACGUUCUCGGUCCUGAACUCCCUGAUCUUCUUCAACCAGGUCGAGAUUGUGAACCACAUCCAGGCAAAUGCUCCGUUCCUGAAGGAGCUCUUUACCGUCUUCGACCCGAGAAGUAACGACACGAAGCGCAAGGAAGACGCAGUCCAGUUCCUCCACCAAUGCGCUGUGAUCGCAAAGAAUUUGCAGGCGCCGGCGCGUGCCAAUCUUUUUGCGAACUUCAUCAGCCACGGUCUUUUUGCGGUCAUCGCCUUCGCUAUCAAACACCCGAAGCCGGCUCUGCGCACGACGGGAAUCGAUAUUCUGGUGUCACUUCUCGAUCAUGAUCCCAUUAUGAUGCGCGGGUAUAUGCUCAAAGCUGUCAACGAGAAGAAGACCCCCCUUACCGACACGCUGAUUGACUUGCUGCACACGGAGCCCGACCUGGGGGUCAAGAACCAACUUGCAGACGCCGUGAAGGUGUUACUGGAUCCGCAGGUCGCUGUGCAGGAGACCAUGGGUCGGGCUGGGCCCGAUCAAUUUAAGCCGCGCACAAUCCUCUCGGACGCGUUUGUCCAGAACCACUUUGAUGAAUCUGCGAGGAGGUUAUUUUGGCCGCUGAAGCGGCUGGAACACCGUGACCAUCUUCAAAACCUUACGUUCCAGCAAGUAGCUUUGUUUUCGCAUCUCGUUGAUAUCCUGUCGUUUUUCGUCCGUCAACAGCAACACAGAACCCGCAAUGUCAUUUUCAAUGAUUCCCUUGGUCGUCGGAUUGAGCUCUUGCUCACGGUGCCCCAUAAGCAUCUCAAACUGACUGCACUGAAAUUCUUCCGCCAGUUGAUUAAUCUUCAUGAUACCUUCUACCAGGCCUUGCUGACCCACAGCAAUGUAUUUGGGAGUAUUCUCGACGUGGUUUACGAGACCAUGCCACGCGACAACCUACUCAAUUCGGCUUGCCUCGAACUAUUUGAAUACAUCAAACGGGAAACCGCAAAACCCCUCCUUGUGCACGUGGUGGAGAAGUACCGCGAACGGAUCCAUAAUAUUACCUAUGUCAACACGUUCCAGAACUUGAUCGACCGCUACGAGCAUUUCCAGGGCUACGGUGUCGAGCCGGAACCCACUCUUUACUCGCAGGAAGAGGUGAUCCCGGCGCGGAGGCUACAGGUCAACGGGCAGCGUUGGCAGGGGGUCAAAGAAAUGGAUCCCGCGGAGGAAGAGUAUUUCAACACUUCCGACGAUGAAGAGGAGUGGCAGCAGGAGACGAGGCAGAGUGUCGGGGUGCAAAACGGUGCGGCUUCGCCCGUUGUUAAACCUCUCGUUGACUAUCCCGACGAUGACGACGAAGACGAUGCCAUGGAUACUAAACCUGAACCCGGCGACGAGGGGCAAGGCCCAACACCCGAUGGCGAAAGUCGCGACGCUUCCAUUGAUUCACCCGAGGAUCCGUCCACACCCGUUUCGUCGACGAGGGGCCAAACGCCUCCCGAGCGGUUAUCGGAGAAGCGCCGGCGCGAAGAAGAAGACGAUGACGAGCUGAUGAAACUCUCGUCCGGACCCAAACGACGAAGCUCGACGAGCAGCGGGCCCGGGAGUGCUGGGCCCCUGCGACGAAAGCGAAGUGUGUCGUUCGGCUCACUGUCCCCUAACGAGAAGGGCGGAAACACGACUACCAGCGCACCCCCCAGGAGAAUAGCCAUCAAUCUCAGCUCGGCUACGAUCAAAGGGACUGACACUGGCUCUACCGACUCGGCAACGGACAAGUCGAGUAGCGAGAAGGAAAACCGGGGCGACAACCACGGUGGUGAAGGUGGAUGAAUAAUGCCACGCGUCUUGUCUUCAUGCUGAGUCGAGAACAGUCGGUCUUUCUGCAAGCAUCGUUCUCGUCUGUCAGAGUAACCUGUUCUUUGCCAGCUUGUUUUACGACAGCCUUCUAGAUACCAGAUGAAGUGAUGUGAUUUAUUAUUGUUUUGUGGACCGGACGUAUUCUCCUGUACGAUUCCCUUUCCGUUUCUCCCUGCAUCUUUGCAACUUUGUCCUUUCCUUAGAUAUCAUGUAUUACGGGUUUUCAGAUCAGACCUUCUUGUUUCGUUUUUCACCUUUGCCAUCGGAUCCGGGUGGUAUGAUGUACAUCUACUGCGCAUUCUCUGCU
Messenger RNA from Aspergillus heteromorphus CBS 117.55, 3154 nucleotides. Its product is annotated as SMEK family protein. Bases 187 to 2820 code for a protein of 877 amino acids. Gene Ontology annotation, biological process: DNA damage response; protein dephosphorylation. The record is from RefSeq and is a predicted model, not a curated record. The transcript is spliced from 9 exons. Gene Ontology annotation, cellular component: nucleoplasm; protein phosphatase 4 complex. Gene Ontology annotation, molecular function: protein phosphatase activator activity. NCBI's taxonomy places the organism in Eukaryota, Fungi, Ascomycota, Eurotiomycetes, Eurotiales, Aspergillaceae.